UAAACAAUCCAUUUCUCUACUUUUCUAGUCUUUUGUUGCUGAGGCUAUGUUGCUCAUGGCCACUAUCCUUCAUUUGGGAAAAUCCUCUCUUCCUAAGAAGCCAAUUACAGAUGAUGAUGUAGAUCGAAUUUCCCUGUGUCUCAAGGUCUUGUCUGAAUGUUCACCUUUAAUGAAUGACAUCUUCAAUAAGGAAUGCAGACAGUCCCUUUCUCACAUGUUGUCUGCUAAACUCGAAGAAGAGAAAUUAUCCCAGAAGAAAGAAUCUGAAAAGAGAAAUGUAACGGUACAGCCCGAUGACCCCAUUUCCUUUAUGCAACUAACUGCAAAGAAUGAAAUGAACUGCAAGGAAGAUCAGUUUCAGCUGAGUUUGCUGGCAGCAAUGGGCAACACACAGAGGAAAGAGGCAGCAGAUCCCCUAGCAUCUAAACUUAACAAGGUAACAAAAUGUCAAAUACACCGGUGAAUUAUUUAUAUGGGC
Molecule: messenger RNA, 478 nt
Organism: Leptonychotes weddellii (Weddell seal)
Lineage: Eukaryota; Metazoa; Chordata; Mammalia; Carnivora; Phocidae
Source: RefSeq, a predicted model, not a curated record